AUGAGCGGCGUGGGCAAAGCGACGGGGCCUUCGCGGGACUUGACACCGCAACAACAACAGCAUGGGCACGACGCCGCACAACAACACCAGGGCCCGCAGCAGAUGGUGCAUGGCCAUGGACAGAAUGGCCUUCGUUACCCGACCAGUGGCAAGACCAUAUACCACCGCCCGCUGAACCGAACGCGCACAGCCGAGCUGAGCCAGUCCAGCUUUGCCUACCUCUUCUCGGAAAUGGUCAGCUAUGCGCAGCACCGGGUCACCGGCAUCCAGGAUUUGGAGAAGCGGCUCAAUGUACAGGGUCACCCUAUCGGUAUGAAGCUGCUCGACCUCCUGCUCUAUCGCGAACCUGCACGCACCCAGACACGCCCUCUGAACAUCAUUGCGCUUCUACACUUUGUCAAGAUCAACGUGUGGACACACCUAUUUGGCCGUCAGGCCAACGGACUGGAGAAGAGCAGCAACCCGGACACGCCCGACGAAUAUAUGAUCAUCGACAACGAGCCGCUCGUCAACCAGUACAUCAGCGUGCCACGCGAAAUGAGCCAGCUCAACUGCGCCGCCUUUGUGGCAGGUAUUGUGGAGGGAGUCUGUGACGGAGCCGCCUUUCCAGCACGCGUAACCGCUCACACCGUCGGCCGGGCUGAGGAGGGUGAGAUGUGGCCUGGCAAAACGGUGUUCCUCGUCAAGUUCGAAGCAUCCGUGCUAGACCGGGAGACCUACUUGGGAAAGUCAUGA
Grosmannia clavigera kw1407 is the source of this 735-nucleotide messenger RNA. Its product is annotated as bet3 family protein. Gene Ontology annotation, biological process: endoplasmic reticulum to Golgi vesicle-mediated transport. The transcript has 2 exons. The record is from RefSeq and is a predicted model, not a curated record. Lineage: Eukaryota; Fungi; Ascomycota; Sordariomycetes; Ophiostomatales; Ophiostomataceae. Gene Ontology annotation, cellular component: TRAPPII protein complex; TRAPPI protein complex; TRAPPIII protein complex. Bases 1 to 735 code for a protein of 244 amino acids.